Molecule: messenger RNA, 1302 nt
Organism: Talaromyces proteolyticus
Lineage: Eukaryota; Fungi; Ascomycota; Eurotiomycetes; Eurotiales; Trichocomaceae
Product: pectin lyase fold/virulence factor
Exons: 1
Coding region: 1-1302 (433 amino acids)
Biological process (GO): carbohydrate metabolic process
Molecular function (GO): polygalacturonase activity
Source: RefSeq, a predicted model, not a curated record
AUGGGCUUCUUUGCAGCUCUUCAGCUCGAUGUUGUUGAAGCGUCACUUGCACAUGCUCGACCUAAGCGCUGCGUGGUCCCCUCCAAACAUGCAUCCUCCCAUGGCCAAGCCGACGAUUCAGCUGCAGUGACUGAGACAUUUGCACGCUGCUCCUUGAACUCGACAAUAAUUUUCUCGGAGGGCGUUGACUACAACAUCUUCACUCCCAUUUCCGCCACUAACCUGAGCAACGUCGAAAUCCAAGUACAAGGAAACCUGCACCUCCCACAAAACAUCACGGCGAUCCAGACGCUUGUCAACGCCACCUCAUCUAAAAGUCUGACAUGGUUCAAGUUCGCUGGCUCAUAUAUUGAUUAUGUUGGUAGCCCCAAUGUCACCACAGGCUGGAUCAAUUCGUAUGGCCAGGCAUGGUGGGAUGCCAACCCGGUGAAUGGCACUGGGACAGCAUCACGUCCUCACCUAUUCAAUUUCGACGUGACGCAUGGCUCAAUGAAAUACUUCAAGUCACGCAAACCCAUCGCGUGGGGCGUUGCUCUCAGCGGCGAGGAUAUCGCCGUCACAGAUACUUUUGUCGAUGCAUAUUCGGACGGCGGAUUUCCCUUCAACACCGACGGAUUUGAUGUGUCAGGCACAAAUAUCCGUAUCUCAGAUACCGUGAUUUAUAACGGCGAUGAUGCGAUCGCCGUGGGGAGUGGGUCUAGUGAUAUCAUCUUCGAGCGUGCAACAAUCGGCUAUCAGAGUCACGGCAUGAGCAUCGGCUCGCUAGGCUCGAACCAAGCCUCCUAUGCCAGCGUCUCAAACGUCACCUUCGACGACGUCACAGUCGUUAACGCCGUUUAUGCCGCCCGUUUCAAGUCUUGGAUGGGUGGCCAGGGUCUAGCCAAGAAUAUCUCCUGGAAGAAUAUCCGCGUCUACAAUGUGACGUUCCCCAUCUUCGUUACGCAGAGCUACUAUGACCAGGGGGCAGGCACUGGCGCAGACCGGCCGAAUAAUUCCUCCGUCACGAUGGAAGACUUCACCUGGGCUAAUUUCACCGGAAUAAUUAAUACAUUUCGUCCGGGGGAUGGUUCUUGUGUCACGGACCCAUGCUGGUAUGAUGUCGGUCUUCAGAAUUUGAAUCACACAGAGGCAAUUAUUAUUGAGUGCAAUACGAACUCGUCAUGUAAGAAUUUUGUCGUUGAGAACAUUCAGGUUGUUCCGGAGAGUGCGACGCCACCAACCAUGAUAUGUAUCAAUGCUACGGAAGAGUUGAAUCCAGAGCUUGGAUUUGAUUGUCGCAAUGGAACGUACAUUCCAGUAUAA